Messenger RNA from Gigantopelta aegis, 2691 nucleotides. RefSeq lists its product as uncharacterized. Bases 628 to 1602 code for a protein of 324 amino acids. The record is from RefSeq and is a predicted model, not a curated record. Lineage: Eukaryota; Metazoa; Mollusca; Gastropoda; Neomphalida; Peltospiridae. The transcript has 2 exons.
AAAAAACCGUGUUUGGCAAUAAGAAACAAUGGUUUUGACUCUUUUUUUUUAUUAUUAUUAUUUUAAUAUUUAAUUUUAAAAAAGAAGGAGGUGUUUUUUUAGAACAAACUACAAAUGGAUUACAAAAAUUAACAAAUAUUAAGAUACUACUACCAGUAAUAAUAAUAGCAUAAUAUUAUGUUUGAUUUUGAUUUUCAGGUUAGGAAACUUGAGCUUUUAUUGGCUGAUGCAAUAGCCAAUGAAUGCAAUCACGUGGUCGCGUAUGGCGCAGCUCAAUCCAAUCAUUGUCGAACCGUUGCCUUGGCUGCAAGAAGCGUCGGUCUCACACCACAUUUAAUUUUAAGGAGUGAGGCAAAGGAGAAACUGUCUCCCGCACAGGUGAAAGGAGAUUUGAUCAAAUAUCGGGAGACUCCCGCGGAAUCCGGGAGGGUUGACAGGUCUGAUUAAGUCUGCAUUCAGAUUAUUGCCAGUGUGGCCAGGUGAGUUUGAUUUAUUAGGUUUUAAACUUGAAGGGCAGUUUUUCUUUGAUAAAUGUCUACCAAUGGGUUGUGCUAUUUCUUGUGCUACAUUUGAGAAAUUUUCCACAUUUUUAGAAUGGGCCACACGUAAGAAACUACGGGGGGGGAAAUGAUACAUUAUUUAGAUGAUUUUUUGUUUGUGGGGUCAAAUAAUUCGAACCAUUGUCAACAAGCUCUAUACACGUUCUUUAAUUUAUGUAGUAGGUUAGGAGUGCCUAUUGCUGAGGAUAAGACUGAGGGCCCACAGGAGGUAAUUUGUUUUCUGGGCUUGGAGAUUGAUACUGUUAACAUGUUAAUCAAGGUACCAAUGGAAAAGGUUCAUGAAAUUGUGACUAGGAUUUCAGAUAUGUUAUCAGGACAGAAAACUACAUUGAAGGCGAUGCAGUCUUUAUUGGGCAUUCUCAACUUUGCAUGUCGUGCAAUCGCUCCAGGUCGAACUUUUUGUAGGCGAAUGAUUAAUGCCACUAUUGGGCUUACAAAACCAUUUCAUCAUUUGAGAUUAACAGCUGACAUACGUGCUGACCUGCUUAUGUGGUUACAAUUUUUCAAAUCAUUUAAUGGAAUAUCGAUGUUCCGUGACCAAUUUUGGGUCACAAGCGAACAUGAAAACCUUUUCACUGAUAGUUCAGCAAAACAGGGAAAUGGCUUUGGAGCAUAUUACAAUGGUAGUUGGACUUACGCGAGUUGGCCUCAAUGGUGGUUUGAACAGGGCUAUACAGAUGACAUUACAGUGUUGGAAUGUUUCCCAAUUUUAGUGGCAACAUUUAUUUGGGGCAAUAGGUUGGCAAAUAAAAAGAUACUUUUUCAUUCUGAUAAUCAGUCUGUUGUAGCCAUAAUAAAUUCUAUGACCUCGAAGUCGCACAACAUUUUGACAUUAUUGCGUAUCUUUGUACUUCGAUGUUUACAGUUGAACAUACUUUUCAAAGAAGUACAUAUUCCUGGCAAUGUAAAUAUAUUAACAGAUAGUUUAUCACGUUUACAGCUGGACAAAUUCCGACAACUGGCUCCUCAGGCAGAUUCCAGGGAGACUUAUUUCCCAACCUGGCUCUGGUCAAUUUUCACAGUGAAAUUGGAAGACUGCUAGGCGCAAGUCUAUCGAGCAGUACCCAUGCUUGUUACAGUAAUGCUAUCAGAAGUUUGGCACAGUUUAGAUCCUUAAUGCAUAUGGGGGAUAUAUGGCCGGUCCCUAUUGAGCAUUUACUAUUAUUCAUAGGACACGUAUUCUACUAAGGGGUCAGCCCCAUCUUCCAUUGCAUCUUACAUAUCGGGCAUUAGUUUUGUGCAUAAAGUGCAUCAGUGGGACGACUCGACUUCCUUUUUUAUUGUUAAAAAAGCUCUGGAAGGUUUGAAGAGGUUGCAUGGCCGGCCUGACGCUAGAUCUCCCAUUACCCUUGAUAUUUUAGCUCAAAUACACUCAGAAUUGAGGCAUAUUUGUGCAUCUAGAUAUGAAUUGUUGUUAUUCAGGGCUGUGUAUUGCUUGGCCUUUUUCGGUCUGUUCAGAGUGAGUGAACUAGUCUAUACUACACCACAUGCAUCGCAUAGGCCUUUGUUGUUCUCCGAUAUAACAUUAGAUAUAGGCAAUGUUUCAGAAUUGAUUGUGACUUUAAGAUACUCCAAAACAGAUCAAAGUGGUCGUGGUACAACAGUGCAUAUUCCGCUAAUACCAGGUAGUUUGGUUUGUCCUGUUAAAAACAUGCGAGAGUUCUUGUUGGUCAGACCUGUCAACAAUGGUUAUUUGUUUGUCCAUUGUGAUAGAAAACCCCUCAAUCAAUAUCAGUUCAGUGCAGUAUUAACUAAAGUACUUUCUUUCUUGGGUUUACCUCAGGCACACUACAAGUCUCAUUCCUUUCGAAUAGGUGCUGCAACUACCUUAGCUAUGAGAGGAAUUUCGUCUGACACAAUUCAAGUAUUGGGUCGUUGGGUCGUCCACAGCUUUCCAAAAAUAUGUUAGAGUUAAUAUGGCAUAGGGUUAUUGUUGCAGUGUACCAAGUCAUGCGCUGCUUCUGGUUAAUAAUAUUCAUUGAGUUUUUGCAGACGUAUGGAUAGUGGGAUCUUCUAUCAUUUAUUGGGCAUCCAAGAGAGCAGCGGUGCAGUUGAACAGUCACUUACGGCUGGAGCGCCUAGGGGUGAAUAUUUCCUGGAUGGGACGCCGUGGAUUAAAGUGGGACGGUGC